This is a messenger RNA of Cololabis saira (Pacific saury), 2816 nucleotides long. RefSeq names its product taste receptor type 1 member 3. The coding region runs from base 1 to 2571 and encodes 856 amino acids. The record is from RefSeq and is a predicted model, not a curated record. Gene Ontology annotation, cellular component: membrane. The transcript has 8 exons. Lineage: Eukaryota; Metazoa; Chordata; Actinopteri; Beloniformes; Belonidae. Gene Ontology annotation, molecular function: G protein-coupled receptor activity. Gene Ontology annotation, biological process: sensory perception of umami taste; G protein-coupled receptor signaling pathway; sensory perception of sweet taste.
AUGGCUUCACACUUCAUGUUGUCAGUUCUGUCCUGGGUGUUAGUUAAACACUCCUGCAUUGAGAGUUCACCUGAAUGGUUUAAAACCAUUCCCACAGAGCUAUUCAACUUUUCUGGGGACAUAAAGCUCGGAGGGCUCUUUCAUAUUCAGGACUUGAACAACUCCUGCAACCUCAACCAAUGUAAAAGUUUAAAUGUACGUGGAUUGUCGCUUGCUUUGGUAAUGAAAUAUGCAGUGGAUGAGAUCAACGGGAACCCGAGUCUGCUUCCUGGCGUCAAAUUAGGUUAUGAAAUCUAUGAUACAGCAGGCAAUUCUUCUGUUGUUGUGAAACCUUCGAUGUCCUUCCUCACGGCGAAAUCAACCAACACACUCUCUGUAAAGUGUAAUUACACCAACUAUGAGACAAGCGUAGCAGCUGUGAUUGGUCCUGAAACCUCAGAAAUGGUGUCUGUCAUUGGAAAGCUCCUGGGAUUUUUUCUAAUGCCUCAGAUUAGCUACGGCGCCACCAGUGACAAAUUCAGUGACAGUCUUGUCUACCCAUCAUUCUUCCGCACGGUGCCCACUGAUAAAUGGCAAGUGGAUGCCAUUGCACGUCUUAUGACAGUUUUUAAUUGGACCUGGGUGGCGGUAGUGGGCAGCGAAGAAGAGUAUGGACAACGUGGCGUGCAGCAGUUUUCCAAAAUUGCAGAGAAUAUGUCUGUCUGUGUGGCGUAUCAAGGCUUGAUUCCCGUCUACACUGAUGCAAAACCUGCAAUCAAUACCAUUAUUAAAAAUAUCGAAGAUACUGAGGUCAAGGUGGUGGUGGUCUUUUCUCUUGAAGAACAGGCCAUGCUCUUUUUUGAAGAGGUCAUCAAGAGGAACUUGACAGGUGUAUGGAUUGCAAGCUCUAGCUGGGCCAUCAAUGAUCUUCUGACUUCUCUCCCCAACAUCAAAACAAUUGGAACAGUUAUUGGAUUAAUUGACACAACAGUUGAAAUUGAUCAGCUAAUUCCAUACACGCAUGCACUCUUCACCAAACUGCACGAGGAGAGAGCAAAUACAUCUCCUCACGCAGAAAGGCAAAGCGAUCCCCCAAAUCCCUGCCCACAAUGUUGGAACUUGUCACCUGCUAACAUCAGCUUGGUGGAUAACACUGUUGUGAAUAGAACCGCUUUUGGUGUGUAUGCUGCUGUCUACAGUGUGGCAGAGGCACUGCAUAAAUUACUACAGUGUAAUUCAACUGCUUGUAAGUGGAGAUCAAGCAGCAUAAUCUAUCCCUGGAAGCUCUUGGAAGCUUUGAGGAACACCUCCAUCAACAUAAAAGGCACUAAAUUAGAGUUUGAUGAAAGUGGCAACCCAAAUUUAGGGUACAAUGUGAUUCAGUGGAAUUGGGGAUCCUCAGGUGUGGAUUUUGAUGAUGUUGGAAAUUAUUCCCAAGAACAACUGAGCCUCAAUAUAUCUCUCUUCAAAUGGCACACAAAUGACUCAUCGGUUCCUACAUCUACUUGCUCAGCAAAAUGCGGGGCCGGCCAGGUCCGCCGAGUCAAAGGCUUCCAUUCCUGCUGUUUUGACUGCAUAGACUGUGUGGCAGGAACUUACCAAGCAAAUCCCUCUGACAUCCAGUGUACCAAAUGUCCUAAUGGUCGGUGGUCCAAGAAUCGAAGCACUAAUUGCACAGACCCUAUUUACAAAGUGCUGGCAUGGGACACACCUGAGGCCAAGAUUAUGAUCCUGGCAGUGACAUUACUGCUCAUAUGUCAGGGGUCAGUUUGUGUCGUGUUCCUGAUGCAUCGAGGGACCCCCGUGGUGAUGGCCUCGGGUGGUGCCCUGAGUUUUGUGGCUCUGUUCAGCUUGAUGGGAGCGGGUUUAAGCCUGCUACUCUUCCUGGGACAGCCGGGAGAUUUGGUGUGUCGACUCCAGCUACCUCUCAUCUCCAUUUUCCAAACCGUCGCCCUCUCUAUUAUCACGUCUGUCUCACUACAGAUAUUCUUUGUGACAGAGUUCCCAGAAGUGGCGGCAUCUUACCUGCAGAAGAUAAGAGGACCAGGAAGUUGGCUGUGUCUGCUAAUCUGCUGUGUUGUGGAGGCAGGUCUCUGUGGUUGGUUUGUUCAAGAAGGACCCUCUCUGACGGACCAUGUGGCAAAUAUGACAAUAAACUUUGUGGAGUCAUUUCUUGCAUGUCCAGUGCAGCCAUUCAAACUUGCUAUAAUGCAAGGAUUUAAUGGCUCAAUGGCCCUUGUGUCAUUCAUGUGCACCUUCAUGGCUGCCAGGCCUCUUCAUCAGUACAACCUGGCCAGAGACAUCACCUUUUCCACCCUGAUCUACUGUGUGGUUUGGGUAGUUUUUAUACCAGUGUACACAGGCUUCACAAUAUCUCAUGUCAAUGAGGUAAAAAAAAUGUCUAUUAUCCAUGUUUAUUUUUCUUUGGUAGGUAACUUGGGGUUGGUGGUUGCAUAUUACUUCCCAAAGUGCUACUUCCUGUUAAGGAGACCUGACUUUAACACAGCAGAGCACUUCUGUACCUUCUUGGAGGGUGUCCCACCAAAGCAGCCUCAGGAGGAGCAACAACCACCGUCACAGUCUGACAGAUAAACAAGAAGUCUCACAACACAAUAUUUAUGAAUAAUAAAUGUGGCCAAGAUUUAUAUAAUUUAGCCAAAUUUUUCAAGUUUCCUUGUAUAUUAAAAUGGAUUGCUUAUAGUUCUCAGCUUGUAGAUUACAUCAGUUACUUUUACACUGAGAUAAAGAUGCUUUACUACUUAAAGAAUUUUUAGGCAUUUAAAACACAAUACAUGUUAACUGGACAAACAGAAGUGAUAAAUUGUGUAUAUAUUUUU